Molecule: messenger RNA, 1207 nt
Organism: Marasmius oreades (fairy-ring Marasmius)
Lineage: Eukaryota; Fungi; Basidiomycota; Agaricomycetes; Agaricales; Marasmiaceae
Exons: 4
Coding region: 111-1142 (343 amino acids)
Biological process (GO): GPI anchor biosynthetic process
Cellular component (GO): endoplasmic reticulum membrane
Molecular function (GO): hydrolase activity, acting on ester bonds
Source: RefSeq, a predicted model, not a curated record
GGAUAGAUUAAUUCACUAUAGUGGGAUCGGGAGCGGUCGGCCCGGCUUACCUUUCCAACUCUGAUCCAGAGAUAGAUGUAGAACGUGCAAGGCGCGUUUACCACCAUUCCAUGAUAGCCAGACUCAUUUACAUCCUGACUUUUCUCUCUUUGGCUUCACCAAUUUUGGCAUCUGCUGGGGAUAGAGCAUCUGACUUUCAAUCCUGCCUGUUUCGCUGCAAAGUCGCCCAAUGCGAUAUAGCUUCACCUGCCGUCCUUUCGAUCGCACUUCGGAUAACUCAAUGGACGUGUUUGGACAACUGCAAAUACGUUUGCAUGCAUGAAAUAACAAGGUCGGCUGUAGAAAAAGGCGAACCUGUUGUUCAGUAUUACGGAAAAUGGCCUUUCUGGCGGUUUGCUGGAAUGCAAGAACCCGCCUCUGUGUUGUUCUCCCUUCUGAACUUAUGGGCUCAUACACGCGGAUUUUCAAAAGUUCAGAGGGAGAUCCAUGACUCUCAUCCUCUGAAAAGGUAUUUCUUGAUCUGGUCUGCUACCAGUAUCAAUACGUGGGUUUGGUCGGCAAUCUUUCAUACUAGAGAUACUCCAGUCACGGAAAAGUUGGAUUAUUACUCGGCAGCUCUUACCAUCUUGAUUGCACUCUAUUUCACUACGAUCCGAAUAUUCCACCUGUACUCCCCUUCACCUCGCCUCACACUUAGAAAUGGAAGCCGUUCUGCCAGCCCGAAAUUAAAACUCUGGACGGCCUUUUGUAUCGUGUUAUAUGUCGCGCAUGUCUCCUACCUCACGUUCCUUCCUCGGUUCGAUUACACCUACAAUGUCAUCUUCAAUCUCAUCAUCGGCCUCACCCACAACGCCCUAUGGCUCAUAUACUCACUGCCUUCAUCCCUAUCUCUGAUUCGAAGAUUCCCCAACCGUCCGAAAUCAUACAGACCCCCAUUUCUGGGUUCCGCCCUUUACCUCGUCGUCCUUACGACUGCAGCGACGGCUUUGGAGUUAUUCGAUUUCCCGCCAGUUGCUAGGACGAUUGAUGCACAUUCGUUAUGGCACCUGUGUACAGUGCCGAUUGCGAUAUAUUGGUAUCACUUCUUGGUAAAGGAUGCUAAACACGAGUCGUGGAGGGAACUUCAACAACAACGGACUUGAUAACCCAGUACUUUGUAUAUCUGUGUGUACAUUGUAAUUGUUGGAAAUCAUUAGUAGAUACGAGA